This is a messenger RNA of Bicyclus anynana (squinting bush brown), 1648 nucleotides long. Its product is annotated as acylphosphatase-2. Gene Ontology annotation, molecular function: acylphosphatase activity. The record is from RefSeq and is a predicted model, not a curated record. Lineage: Eukaryota; Metazoa; Arthropoda; Insecta; Lepidoptera; Nymphalidae. The coding region runs from base 12 to 479 and encodes 155 amino acids. The transcript has 3 exons.
GUCAACUGUCAAUGUCAACUGUGAAAAAUCCACUUGCAAAAAUUCAAAAUAAUGUUGUGUUCGACGAUAUAAUUUCAAGUCUAAAUUUAAAUUAUAAAUCUAUUUUAAUGAAUUCCUUGUUAAUUAUAACAACAGUCACCAGUUGUUUAAGACUAAGCAGCUUCAGCGCGGCUACAACUGUACCCAUGGCGCUCAGAAGUGUUGACUUUGAAGUAUUUGGCCGGGUGCAAGGAGUAUUUUUCCGGAAGUACACCAAAGAUCAAGCAGAAAAGCUGGCCCUUAAAGGAUGGUGCCGGAACACAUCUAAAGGCACAGUGGAGGGACAGAUGCAGGGACCAUCUGACAAAGUGGAAACUAUGAUGAACUGGCUGAAGACGACUGGCAGUCCGAGUAGUCAAAUAGACAAGGCCAACUUCAAGAACGACAAAGAAAUCUCCGAAUAUACCUUCAGCAAUUUCGAUAUUAGACGCGACAAUUAGUUUUCAGUGAGUAUUAUUCUCAUAUUUAAAAUGUAGUCAGUUUUGUUCGAGUCCUAAUGUAAUGUGAUUACGGUUAUUAUUUAUUAUUAAUUAUAAAAUUAGAAUUAAUGAAAACGGAAAUUUUAAAAUACUCUCAGUAUUAUAGAAGAUGUUAUCACAUCCCAAUGAGUAUAUGGUGUUUGGGUGUUCUGAAAAAAAAACACGAUUUUUAUCGCUAUAAAUGUCUAGCCGAGCAAACUAUUAGCGAAUUUACGAUUAGAUGGCAAUAAGAUUAGGUUUGUACUUCUAAAACUGAAGAACACAGACAUUUUGUAAACGAAAUUUAUAUCUAAAACCUAUUUCAUUUGACGUAAAUUAAAGUAAAAUCGCCAUAAAGAAAUGACAUCUAGAAUUUUAAGAUGGAAGAAAAGACACAAGAUUAGGAUGACAUGACAACUAUGUAUCUCAUAUUUUGUUUGUUUGUAAACAAAAAUAAAUUACGUAAUUCAGGCUUAGCAAAGCACAUCGCCAUUUAUACAUUACUAGCGGACGUCCGCGACUUCGUCCGCGUGAAACUCGAUGUAAACUUUCAACUACCUCUAUCCUACCCCUACCCUACCCCUACCCUACUCCUACCCUACCCCUACCCUACCCGUAAAAAAAAGUAUAAAAAAAAAAGUGAAAAGUAUCCUAUGUCCUUCUCCUGGCUCUAAACUACCUCCCUGCCAAUUUUCAGCUAAAUCAGUUCAGCCGUUCUUGAGUUAUAAGUGGAGUAACUAACACGACUUUCUUUUAUAUAUAUAGAUUAUCUAAUCUUAACCAUUUUAUUUAAUUAUUAUUAUUAACAGAUAAAUCGUCAUGAGUAAUAUUGUCAUCAAACUAUUACUAUUAAGUAAUUAGAAAAAACUAAAUUAUAAUUGUGCAAUACUGUUAAACAGUCUUUCAGUUACGAAAUCUAAAUAUUUAUAGCUCGCUGUAAUCGCUAAUGUAAAACGAUAGUAUCAAUUCGUUAACAAUUCAACCAAAGUUUCAUCACAAUCGGAAUAACUAUGCGUUUUUGGUUAACUAGAUUAAGUAGAUUCUUAAUGUGGCUAAGUUCCCGUUGUGAUAUUAAUUAUUAUUAAACAGCUGAUGUUAUUUAUAUUACCUAUAGCAGUAUUUCGUUUAUCUGAAUAUAGAAUGUUGAAAUA